Naumovozyma castellii is the source of this 807-nucleotide messenger RNA. RefSeq lists its product as uncharacterized. The transcript has a single exon. The coding region runs from base 1 to 807 and encodes 268 amino acids. NCBI's taxonomy places the organism in Eukaryota, Fungi, Ascomycota, Saccharomycetes, Saccharomycetales, Saccharomycetaceae. The record is from RefSeq and is a predicted model, not a curated record.
AUGGUUAAGAUUGCUAUAAUUACAUACUCCAUGUAUGGACACAUCGACAAGAUGGCCCAAAAUAUCAAAGAGGGCAUCAUCUCUGCGGGAGGAAUGGCGACCAUCUAUCGUGUGGAAGAGACCCUGAAUGAUGACGUAUUGAAGCUUAUGGGUGCACCACCAAAACCAGAGGGCAUUCCCAUCGCUACCAUGGAAACAUUGAAGGAAUACGAUGCUUUCCUUUUUGGAGUCCCCACUAGAUAUGGUAAUGUGCCUGCUCAAUGGAGUGCAUUUUGGGAUAAGACCGGUGAGCUUUGGAUUAACGGAUCCCUGGAUGGUAAGAUGGCUGGGGUGUUUGUAAGUACUGGGACUUAUGGUGGUGGUCAAGAAGCCACAGUGAAAAAUUUCUUGAAUUAUUUGACCCAUCAUGGGAUUGUUUUCGUUCCAUUGGGUUACAAAGAAACUUUUGCAGAACUGGGUUCGUUGACUGAAAUUCAUGGUGGGUCACCUUGGGGGGCAGGUACUUUGUCUGGCUCUGAUGGGACUAGAACCGCAUCGGAAUUGGAAUUGAUGCUGGCUCACACUCAGGGAAAAGUAUUUUUUAAAAGAGUAUCUCAGUAUUAUGGUACUAGUAAAACACAAGGUACAACCUCUGCUACUACGGCUACUGCUAACAAACAGACCACACCCAAAACUACAGCAGCAACUGGUGCAGGAGCAGGUACCGCUGGAACGAGAGGGGCGGCACCAAACAGAGGGGUCCAAGGAACUUCCAAUAGACAAGAGACACACAACCAAUCCGGUAGUGACUGCUGUGUUCUCAUGUGA